This is a messenger RNA of Mobula hypostoma (lesser devil ray), 4140 nucleotides long. It is a transcript of the gene qsox1, whose product is annotated as quiescin Q6 sulfhydryl oxidase 1. Gene Ontology annotation, biological process: protein folding. Gene Ontology annotation, molecular function: protein disulfide isomerase activity; flavin-dependent sulfhydryl oxidase activity. The record is from RefSeq and is a predicted model, not a curated record. The coding region runs from base 56 to 2353 and encodes 765 amino acids. Lineage: Eukaryota; Metazoa; Chordata; Chondrichthyes; Myliobatiformes; Myliobatidae. The transcript has 12 exons. Gene Ontology annotation, cellular component: Golgi membrane.
CUGAGCCGCUGCACGUACAUUAACUGUUGUUUCAGCAAGGUUCGAGCGUGCCCUGAUGUCGGUUUGCGUUGGGAUGGCGCGGCACCGGUAUACGGUCCUGCUGAUUCUAGCGGCGAUUUCCUUGCUGGCGAAAAGCGGGAACGGUCUUUAUUCCCCGGCGGACCAGGUCACUCUCCUUGACUACAGCAACUUGGAUGGGAUACUGUAUAACUCCAGCAAAGCCUGGGUGGUGGAGUUCUAUGCCUCUUGGUGCGGACACUGUAUAAGCUUCGCCCGAGUGUGGAAAUCGCUGGCGAAUGAUAUCAAAGAUUGGAAGCCCGCACUGAGCCUAGCUGUGGUCCAUUGUGCAAACCCAGUGAAUAGCAAACUGUGCCGGAGAUUUGAAGUGACAUCCUACCCUACGAUAAAGCUGUUCAAAGCAUUUUCAAGACCAUUUGUCAGAGGAGAGCACUUUAGUGGCUCUGAGCGCAGUGUGUCAGCUCUGCGUCAUUACUUUAUUGAUCACCUGGAGGCACAUGACGAGAAUGUGUGGCCCCCAGCAUGUCCUCCAUUAGAACCAGUCAGUAUGGCAGAGGUUCAGAGCUUCUUUGCUUUCAACGAUGUUCUGUAUCUAGCACUGAUCUUCGAAGAAGAAAACUCCUACAUCGGCCGAGAGGUGACCUUGGACAUGCUACAGUACGAGAACAUUGCUGUGCGCAGAGUGCUGAAAAGUGAAGAGAGCCUCGUGAAGUUGUUUGGUGUCCAAAGCUUCCCAUCCUGCUACCUGUACUUCAAUGAUACCAGCCACAGAGCAGCCUCAGUGAAAAAGGAAACACGCAUUUUCUAUACGUAUUACCUGCGCCGCUUGCCAGGAGUGACACGAGGAGCUUAUAAACUGACAGCAGAGAACGUUACCUAUGGGGACAGUACAGAGACAUGGAAAGAUUUCAACAGUUCCAAGCUGUAUAUGAGUGAUCUGGAGUCUUCCCUUUACUAUUCCCUCAAGAUGGAAGUGGUGAAACAUCAGGAACUCUCAGGGGAUACCCUCAUGGCACUGAAAAACUUCAUCACCGUGCUGACAAAGUUCUUUCCUGGUCGGCCGUUCAUUAUGAAGCUGCUUCAAAUAACUGACACCUGGCUGAGAGAUGUUGGCACAGGGCCAGUCUCCUCCAGAGCACUUAUGGAUGUGCUCAACAACAAGAACAGGAUACCUGGAGCCGUACUGCCUGACAAGGAGAACUGGGUUGGUUGUCAGGGCAGUAGGCCACACUUUCGAGGAUACCCAUGUUCGGUAUGGACUCUGUUCCACCUCUUAACAGUGCAGGCUGCAAAACACAACAAUUCCAUGGUACUUGCAGGAAAAAGUGUCCAGUCUGACCCUCUGGAAGUUCUGUCUGCAUUGAGGCAGUACGUCAAGCAUUUCUUUGGAUGCAGAGAGUGUGCGGUCCAUUUUGAAUCUAUGGCAGCAGUAUCCAUGAACUCUAUCCAAACCUUCGACAAGGCUAUCUUGUGGCUGUGGUCUCGGCAUAAUCGCGUCAACAACAGGCUGGCAGGUGCACUAAGUGAGGAUCCAAAAUUCCCAAAGAUUCAAUGGCCACCUCCAGACAUGUGUGCGGACUGUCACAAUGAGAUCAAUGGGCACCAUGAGUGGAUUUUAGAUGCAGUGAUGAACUUCCUCAAUGUACAUUAUUCUCCAGAUAAUAUAGACUACAGUUAUCUUAAAGAGGAGGAGGAACUCCGGAAGAAGCAGCAGAAGGUGGAAGAAGAUACUUGGCAGGGUCAAGAGAGGACUGUCCCAGAAGAAGAGUGGAAGAAAGACAUAGAUGAAGACAAGGGCAAGCAAGAAAAAGAAAAAAGCACAGAACAAUCAAUGAUGAAUGAAGAACGUCAAGUCAACCAAAGGAGUGUAAGGAGAAUCAGAAGUCAAAAGAGGAGUUUUGUCAAGUGGAAACACACUGCUAGGAGGGAUGUAGAAGAUAUUGUCGACCUGGACUUGUUUGUGAAUGAACAAUACAAAAAACAAGCUUUGAAGGGCAGGGCUGAAAAUGAGAGAGCCAGCAUGAUGAGCAAGAAAUACCGUGGACCCCAACUGCACCUACAGUCCAUUGAUGAAUCCGGAGAGUCUAAGGAGAUGCUGCAAAAUUGGGUAGUCUGGGGUGGAGAUAAUGUCAUUGCCAAGAAAAAAUGGAUUGGUCUGAGGGGGAUGAACUUCUCCCGCAUGGAUACUGGCCUUUGUAUUAUGUUGUAUUUCCUGACCGCUUUGUCUCUAUUGUCAUUGUACCUCUAUUUCAAAAUGAUGUUUCGGUGUUGGAAAUUGAAAUAUUGGUUCGCAUCAGCCUGUAUUGGCAUUAAAUAUAGCAGGGAAAGGAAGUGAUAAAACAAAGACUAGGUUUAUAGGCCUCAGGGAGUGCAAUGAUAUAUGUUUCCACUCACAUUAAUGUUCCAUUGACAUGGAAGCUCUUGAAUUAGAAACAAUUUAGAACAUUAUUAUCUUAGCUAAGGAAAAUAAUGUUUCCAUGGGGUCACUUGUAAAUUAACAAUAAUGGACACAUUUGAUCACAAAAUAAUUUCAAAUCUAGAAUAUUAGAUUCUGACUUGCUCACUCAAGUAAGAUAAAACACCAAGAUUUCAAACCCUCCAUGAUAAUGCUCCAGUGUUUUUGCAAAGGACUUCUGCUUGAGAAAACAAUUUGGUAUGUCACAGUCUAUGAGGUAUGAUUCAGAAAUUACCACCUAACUCUGCAGAGGUAAAUAUGCACCUAUCCUACAUAUAUCAAAAAAAUCUCUAAGACCAGACUUUGAUGUUCUCAUCUCAAAGCACAUUGGAUAAGUUUUAUGGCAGUUGGUGAGAAAAUAGGGUAAGGAGACAGAACCUCUGUGACUUCCUAAACCGGAGCAGGUAGAUUUGCACACUAUGGUCCAUUUGCAGGUAAAAUGUAAACAGUUGCACUUCUCAAGUAAUUAUGCUGAAACAUUUCCAACCAACCAAUAAAAUCCCACCAUAGAAACAUCCUUUUCCCAAAAGUACUGCACACAAUGGAUAACCCCAUGCACAGCAUAUUUAGAAACAUUGAAUUUGCACAGGACUGACUGCUUAAUCUUGAGGUGACUUUCACAAGACAAAUUCCACCAUGGUCUCAAUAUGGUGGCUUAACACUAACUGCAAAUUGUUCCCUCUGAUUUUUCACAAGCGUCAAGUUGUCCAAACCUGUGCAGUGGUCCAAACUGACAUCUUUUUAGAGGAGAUUCUAAAACAAGGCUCUGUUUGGUCACUCAAGUGAUUGUUAAAAGUCACUUUGCAGUAUUCGAAGAAGAAUAAUACAAGCCCCAGAAAUUUAUUUUGCAUACUGAUAACAUAGCCAGUGUUUAUUGCAUAAUCCUAAAUACUCCUCAGCUGACUGAUUGCCUUAUUGAGACAUUCAGAGGAUAAUUGAGAACCAAUCGCAUUACACAGGGUCUGGAGUCAUAUACAGGCCAGUCCAUGUCAGGAGGCACAUUUCCUUCCCUGAAGGUCAUUAGCAAACCUGAGGUUUUUACAAGAAUCCAACAGUUUCACAAUUUGUUUUAAAAUUAAUAAUCAUCAUAUUGUUAUUUGUAUAGAAAUUGGCUGCCAUGUUUCCGACAUUAUAACUUCACUCAGGAAGGAGAUGAUUGGUGAGAAAGUACUUUGGAGACCGCAAAAGGCACCGUAUCAAAGGAAACCCUUUCUUCGGACAGAAGUAAUGAAGUGAUCAAAAGCAUUGAAGUUGCUGAUGAUAGUGCUUAUCUUGCAGCGGGAGAAGUUCUGCAUGCCUUAUGGCUUCCUUUGAAGGAGGCAACCUUGUGGGAUAGAUCUCAGAAUAUCCCUGUUUGAAAGCAAGUUGAACUGCUCCAACAGGUAUUAAAAAUGAAAGAAAAUCAGCUACAUUCACACUGACGAAGAGCAAAGAACUCUAAACAGAUGAUCUCCAAAUAAUCUUUUACUGUUUGCUCCAUUGCUUCUUUUAGUGGUUUGAAAACAAUUGGCCACCUUCAGUUCCUGGUAUCGGUAUUCUGAAAAGGCAUUUCACAAGAUUUUCUGCCCUGCCUGGGAAGUACACAUUUUUGAUUUGUUUCUGUACUGCUAACAUAAUCAUUUUUUAAUUAAAAGGAAAUCCUUGAGUUUCACCUUUGUAGGACUCUU